CUUGGGGAGGGAGGGAGGCGGGCGCUUGUUUCCCAAUGGACCGCAGAGGCGCCAAACGAGUCCGGCCAGGUAGCCCGGCGCAGAUCCUUGUAGCCAAGACAAACAAGGGCCCCUUGGACUCCUGCGCGGCCUUGGCCCGGGGCUCGGCGGCGGUGCCAGCGGCUGCCUUGCCUUCUCCCUCCUCCGGUUAUGCAACGGGGCAAGAGCAGGGUUCCUCCUCCAGUGCCGAGGAGCCCCUUCGCUCGCCAUGAGCCGCCCCGAGGAGCCCGCCAACCCCAACUUGCUGCCGGACGAGGCGCCCCAAGUGAGAGCCGCCGUGGCCGCCUUGAGGCGCAGAGCCCAAGAGGAAGCGGAGAAGGAGGGAGGAGGGGGCUUGCACCCCCUGCCGCCCUUCCUCCUCAGCGACGCCCACUUGGUCCGCUUCUUAAGGGCUCGGGAUUUCGACGCAGAGCUGGCCUGGAAGCUGUUGAAAAACUACCACAAAUGGAGAGCUGAAUGCCCAGAAAUGAGUGCAGAUUUACGACCCUACUCUAUUCUCGGAUUGUUGCAUAAAGGUUACCAUGGAGUUUUGAAAGAAAGAGACCCAACUGGAAGUAAAGUGCUCAUUUAUAGAAUUGCACGAUGGGAUCCAAAGAAGUUUACAGCAUUUGAUGUGUUUCAUGUAAGUCUUAUCACAUCUGAGCUUAUCGUAAGGGAGCUAGAGACACAGCAGAACGGUGUCAAGGUUAUCUUUGAUCUCCAAGGAUGGAGAUUUGCCCAUGCCUUUCAGAUCUCUCCAACAGUGGCCAAAAGGAUAGCUGCUGUGCUCACAGAUUCCUUCCCCCUCAAAGUUCGAGGUAUCCACUUGAUUAAUGAGCCUUUGUUCUUCCAUCCCGUCUUUACCAUAAUUAAGCCCUUUCUCUCUGAAAAAAUCAAGGCACGGAUCCACAUGCAUGGCUGUAACUAUUCCCAGAGUCUCCAACAGCAUUUUCCGACCAGCAUUCUUCCAGAAGAAUAUUGUGGCGAGGCAGCUUCCAUGGAGGAGCUUUCCAAAGAAUGGACUGACUUCAUUAUGGAAUCUGAAAGUUAUCUUCAAAGUAUUUCUCUGCUUGGAUAGUGCAUUAAGAAGGGAGAAAAUGUUUUGUGGGAGGACCUUAAUGGCUAAUUAUUUAGAGGGAGAAGAGAGCGAAGGAGGGAAAUUUAAUCCCAUGGGUCUCUGGAGCCAAGGUUUUGAGCUGAUUCAUAUGCACAUUGGCUCAGCCUCUUCACAACUUGUUGAGCAACAAAUACAGGCAGAGACUUGACUUAGAUCAUUUGAAAUGUCUAUCUCAGAACAAAGUUACUGGAAAAUGAAGUGAGAAAUUCUUUUACAUUUAGUGCUAAAGGGAUAUCUUUUUCCUUGAAGACUCUAUGCAAGUUUGUUUGUAUCAUUGAACUGCUGUGCUUUGCAAUUACUUUUCUGGACCACUGACCAUACUGUCUGGAUGAUUCCAGAAAUUCUAACCCCAAAAGACAUAUUUUCCGAGGCUACUACAACAGUCUUCCAGGAACCAGUUUACAUGCCUUUGAAAAAGCAGGGUGAAAUGGCAACAAUGGCCUCCUACUUACCUUAAUAUCUUGUUCUUUGAACGUUGGUGCCUUUAAAUCUGAAAACUAUAUAUGUAUAGCAAGGACAGACCAAAUUGGCAUAAUGUAGUCCAAUCUUUUUUUAAAGGCAGUCUAAAUUGGAGACCUUUUCUGCUUUUUGUGCUAAUGAAUUCCAUAUGUUCAAUACAGUUAGUGUAAAAUAAUUGUCUCUUUUCUCAGGCUUAAGCUUGCUGUCUAUCAAUGAAGCUACAUUUGGGAUAUUGGAAAGGAUUAAAUAUCAGCGAAGGUGCAUCUGGGAUACUGAACGGGACUGAACUUCUUUAUAAAUGGAAGGGGAGGUCUGGGAGCCAAUUUCUUGUCCAUGUGACCCUCUAAGAGCCACAAAAACUGCCAGAAGUGCCAUAUAAUAAAAUAUAUAUGCAAUUACAACCUAUUCAUGUUUACUCAGAAGUAACACUUGUUAAUGGAACUUUUCUCAGCCUUUCUCAGCCCAAUUCCGUUCCUUGGUUCUCACUUAGGGCCCUUCCACACAGCCCUAUAUCCCAGAAUAUCAAGGCAGAAAAUCCCACAAUAUCUUCUUUGAACUGGGUUAUCUGAGUCCACACUCAGAUAACGUGGGAUUUUCUGCCUUGAUAUUCUGGGAUAUAGGGCUGUGUGGAAGGGCCCUGAGUGAGACUUACUGCUAGCUAAGCAAGUAUAUACCCUAUUUCCCUGAAAAUAAGACAUUGUCUUAUAUUAAUUUUUUCUCCCAAAGAUGCGCUAGGUCUUAUUUUCAGGGGAUGUAUUAUUUUUCCAUAAAGAAGAAUUCACAUUUAUUGUUGAACAAAAAAAAUGAACAUUUAUUCUAUACUGUACAGUAGUUGUCAUCACAAACCAGCAUAACCGGACAAACUGUGCAUCCUAUCAAGAAUUUCUUGUUACUACCAUUAUUUCCAUGUAAAACAAUCUAUGAUAAGUAUAUUUACCAAUCCUGCAUGCUCUGGUGUUCUGUUUGGCGGGCAUGCUUCCAAACAAAAACUUUGCUAGGUCUUACUUUCAGGGGAGGCCUUAUAUUUAGCAAUUCAGCAAAACCUGUAUUAGGUCUUAUUUUCAGAGGAUGUCUUAUUUUCAGGGAAACAGGGUAGGACUACAGUCUACACUGAUCAUUUAAUGCAGUUUGAUGCUAGCUUCAAGUUGUGGUAGUCAAACAACAAACUCCCACAAAAGCUUGAGAAAGAAAGCCCGUAAUGUGUAUCAAUGUUCUGCGGCUUGUGCAUUCGUCAUCUGGGCAUCACACUAUUUCAGGAUUUCUUAUAUAACCACUUUCUUCAAUACUGGUUUGAAACUGCAUUAAAUGAUCAGUAUAGAUGAAGCCUUAGUUGCUAUUUCAAGGUAUAAAUUUGCUAGGGUUAACAAUGAAAUGUGAUUUUGGAAGCCAUUUGGACAGUAAAACACUCUAGUGAUUGUCUUACAGCUUUUAAUGGCACCUACACAUGUGAUCUUUCAGGUGCAAUUAGAAUCCACCACAUUGUCAGGCUACUCAUUCUACUGUUGAAUGGAUCUUACUGUGAGGAAAGUCUUCAUAAAUGUUUGUUUUCUAAAAACCACAUGCACUUUUAACAGAUUAUCAAUACAUAAUCCCUGCCUUAGUGCCCUAAAGGAACCAGAUCCUGCUUGGAUGGAAGCCCAACAACAAAAGCCAGGUGGUAUAGGCUAUCUUUCAGAGGAAGGAAAUCACAAAACCAUCUCUGAGUAUUACUUGUCUAAGAAAGCCAAUGGAAUUCAUGGGGUUGCCAUAAGUAAACAUACAACUGGAAGGCACAUACACACAAUACAUAUGUCUCUCUCAGCUGAUUUGGCAGCUGUUUUGUAAUUAACACUGUGAUGUCUAAUUAAUAAAUCAUAGACAACAGAGCCUUUUGGCUCAAAAGUGGGAUAUACAUUUUCUAAAUAAAAUUUUUGAAAUAAUAUAUUUCUUCUAAUUGUCUUCCAUGUUUGUUUUAUAUGUACAGUAAGUGAACAGUGAUCAUCUUUGUAGUUUGUAAUUUACUUGUAUUUUUUAACUAGAUAACAUUUUUAGAAUUAAAAAUUGAGCAUUGUAAGUGCAAAAAAAUAUAAACUGUGCAUAUAGUUUUGUACCUAGCAUUUUCUCUUUUCAGCUAGAAUACAGUACAGGCAGUCCCCAAGUUACAAACAAGAUAGGCUCUGUAGAUUUGUUCUUAAGUUGAAUCUGUACAUUUAAAAGUGUAACUUCAGAGAUAGAUAGAUAUCGAAAUAUAUCCGGUUAAAAAAAAACUGGUUUACUCAUGAAUUGGUUAACCAGUUAAAAUUCAUGAGUAAACCUGUUUUUUUUUUUACCUGACACGGUUUUUUUUUGGGGGGGGGGGUUGAACCCUUAAACCCCUCCCCCUUUUUUUUCUGGCUAUGGCCCUGGUCAUAAGGUAUACUAGAUCAAAACAUUAAGGUGGCACAAAACUUUUGUUGAGAUUCUUGGGUUUUGGAAACUUUAAGUUUAAUUGUUUCCUUAAUUUGCAGGGCACAAAUAAUAUGAAAAGUAGCAUGCCAGAAGAAACUGCAAUAGUAUAUUGCAUCUAUGUGAGUGUACUUACAUGCCUUCUUUAUAAAAUAAUAAAAUAAAUAAAUAUUAUAAAAUCUCAUUUUAUGUAAUUUUGUAUCCUUUAUUAAAGAAAUUAAUUUUUCCAAUAA
Messenger RNA from Anolis carolinensis (green anole), 4251 nucleotides. RefSeq names its product alpha tocopherol transfer protein (gene ttpa). The transcript has 5 exons. Gene Ontology annotation, biological process: vitamin transport; vitamin E metabolic process. Bases 248 to 1096 code for a protein of 282 amino acids. Gene Ontology annotation, cellular component: membrane; late endosome. Gene Ontology annotation, molecular function: vitamin E binding; phosphatidylinositol bisphosphate binding; lipid transfer activity. Lineage: Eukaryota; Metazoa; Chordata; Lepidosauria; Squamata; Anolidae. The record is from RefSeq and is a predicted model, not a curated record.